Phytophthora sojae is the source of this 324-nucleotide messenger RNA. RefSeq lists its product as hypothetical. NCBI's taxonomy places the organism in Eukaryota, Oomycota, Peronosporomycetes, Peronosporales, Peronosporaceae. The transcript is spliced from 4 exons. The record is from RefSeq and is a predicted model, not a curated record. The coding region runs from base 1 to 324 and encodes 107 amino acids.
AUGGACGACGACUGCCGCAUGAGUGAGACGUCGAGCGUGCGCAACCGCGGUCAGCGGCACGCGCCGUCGACUAUGGGGGAUCUGGACGGCGCGGGUGACGCGUCCCCGCUCUCUGCGUCGCACAUCCGUCCGCAGCUGCGCUGCAACUCGUGCUGGGAGCCGAUCCUGCCCGACGCGCAGUCAGCCGAGACGUGCUACCGCACCACUUGCGGUCACCUCUUCUGCGAGAAAUGCGCGUACAAACACUUCGGACAGGGAAGACUGCAGUGCCCCGCUUGCAGUGCUGAUCUGAGCCAAGGGGGUGGAGGCAUCUCCGAGACGUAA